Messenger RNA from Panicum virgatum (switchgrass), 1523 nucleotides. Its product is annotated as alcohol dehydrogenase-like 2. The coding region runs from base 214 to 1356 and encodes 380 amino acids. The transcript has 10 exons. Gene Ontology annotation, cellular component: cytosol. The record is from RefSeq and is a predicted model, not a curated record. Gene Ontology annotation, molecular function: S-(hydroxymethyl)glutathione dehydrogenase [NAD(P)+] activity; zinc ion binding. NCBI's taxonomy places the organism in Eukaryota, Viridiplantae, Streptophyta, Magnoliopsida, Poales, Poaceae. Gene Ontology annotation, biological process: formaldehyde catabolic process.
UGUGCCGUCUUUUUCGGACGUCAAAUCCCAGUCGCGCUACAGAGCUGCGGACCACGGUUACCAGAUCAGCACCCACGAAGUGUCCGGAAUCACAGAGACCAGGGACAGGACAAACGCAUUGGACUUCGCGAGUUCUCAUUCUUUCAUCAGCUGCCGGAUCUCCUCCACUCGAGCAAGUCUCCAGUUCUUCCAGCGCGCGUAACUCUCCACUCCAUGGAAGACCAGAGCCCCAAGCCCAUCCGCUGCGCAGCUGCGGUGUGCAGAGCCGCCGGCGAGCCGCUCAUCGUCGAGGAGAUCGUCGUCGAUCCACCGAAAGCGUACGAGAUCCGCAUCAAGAUCAUCUGCACCUCGCUCUGCCACAGUGACAUCACCUUCUGGCGAGGCAAGGCAGCAACAGCUUUUCCAAGAAUCUUAGGCCACGAAGCCUACGGGGUUGUGGAGAGCGUGGGGGAGCAUGUGGAGGGCUUCGCCGCCGGCGACACGGUGGUGCCGACGUUCAUGGGGCAGUGCGACCGCUGCCCGGGCUGCGCUUCCGAGCACAACAACCUCUGCACCACGGUGCCCUUCGUGUUCGGCCCCGGGAUGCGGUGCGACGGCACCACCCGGUUCCGGGACGCCCAGGGGAACCCCCUCCACGACCUGGUCGCCGUGUCCAGCUUCAGCCAGUACACCGUCGUGGACGUGACCCAGGUCGUCAGGAUCGACCCCGCCGUGCCGCCCAAGCUCGCCUGCCUCCUCAGCUGCGGCGCCAGCACCGGGGUGGGAGCUGCAUGGAGGGUGGCCAAGGUGGAACCAGGCUCAUCAGUGGCCAUCUUUGGGCUGGGGUCCGUUGGGUUAGCGGUGGCGCAAGGUGCGAAAAUGUGCGGAGCAUCCAAGAUUAUCGGCGUUGACAUGAACCCUGACAAAGAGGAAGUCGGGAAAUCGUUCGGCGUGACGCACUUUGUUAAUCCGUCGCAGUUGGGCAGCAGCUCAGUCACUGAGGAGAUAGGUAAGCUGACAGGCGGUGGCGCCGACUACAGCUUCGAGUGCAUCGGCGUGUCGUCGGUGAUGAUCGAUGCCUUCACAAGCACCAAGCCGGGCAAGGGCAAGACGAUCAUCCUGGGCUUGGAGAAGAACAACGAGCCAAUCUCGCUGCCGUGCCUGGACCUCCUGUCCGGCAAGUGCGUCAUGGGCUCCUACUUCGGCGGGCUCAAGCCCAAGACCGACGUCCCGGUCCUCGCCCAGAAAUGCAUCAACAAGGAGUUGGAGCUGGACGGGCUGGUCACGCAUGAAGUCGGCCUGCAGGAGAUCAACAAGGCCUUCGACCUGCUCCUGCAGGGGAAGAGCCUCAGGUGCAUCAUAUGGAUGGGCAAGUGAAGUGACGGCGGCCGCUGAGUUUGCGAUUCUGAAUAAAAACAUUGGUGUGUGUUUCAGUUUGCAUGCCUUACUGAUGUGCUGUUGUCGAGGUCGUGUAUUGUGUCAUUGUCAUUUUGAAGGAAAAUAAAAACGCAGUGGAGCUCAAGAGCUGCAAUUGGGUACUGUAA